Messenger RNA from Guyanagaster necrorhizus, 1803 nucleotides. RefSeq lists its product as uncharacterized. The coding region runs from base 1 to 1803 and encodes 600 amino acids. NCBI's taxonomy places the organism in Eukaryota, Fungi, Basidiomycota, Agaricomycetes, Agaricales, Physalacriaceae. The transcript is spliced from 4 exons. Gene Ontology annotation, molecular function: protein binding. The record is from RefSeq and is a predicted model, not a curated record.
AUGUCGUCUCCUGGUCCUCAAGACGAGCUCACAUCUACCGUCUUCGGGGCUAUCCAGGCCUUGCCUGCAUCGAGGAAAGCGUCGUUCCUUCUCGAUACAUCGUUGGCUUUGAUAGAGUCAGGACAAUACGGCGAUGAUGUGGAGAAUUACCUCGAAGUGUACCUGAAGACGCCGAAUCUACCUCGGGAGGACGUGGCAAGGGCUUUGUUGGCCAGAGGGAAGGCGAGGAAGCUGGCUGGCGAUAAGUUGCUGGAGAAAGCCCAUCAAGAUUUCCAAGCUGCGUUGAACCUAGAUCCGUCGAACCGGGAAACCCAGCAUUUAUUCCGAAGGGAUAGGCGCAUACAUUUUGUCGAUGAACCCGCCUCGCAGAGAGCGCCGCCGGAAAUUUGGGACCGAAUAGCGCGCAGUAUGCCUCGGUAUCAUCUUCGGACAUGGUUAUUCGUGUCGGCGUUUCACAGGGAGAUUGCGAUACGCAUCAUCUUUCGAACUGUCGAUCUCUACUUUGGCGACGACCAGGAGAACGUCAGUCGAGGAUUGGAUUUCAUGGACCGAGUGAAGGAGGACCCAGUAUUUGCGAGUCAGAUCAAGUCUUUGAGAAUACAUUGGGCGUAUGAAGAAUCCGAUGUAUUGGAUUUGAUGACUAGAGCCCUUCGUACAGCGCUGCCGAAAUUCACGAUGCUCGGCGACUUUGAAUGGAUAGGUUAUCCAGAAAUGCGUGCGGACGUCGUACAGAACGUUCUCGCCAGCCAUUCCCGUAUCCAAAGCAUAGGACUCAUCGGCUGGCAUUUCGACGCCGUCGGUGUUUCUGCCUUCAAAAACCUCCACAAGUUUACCCUUCGGGCGGAAGAUGACGACGGUUUUGCGGACAUGGGUGAAGUCCGGAAAGUCCUUGACGAGAACGAGGAGACCCUCAAGCAUUUGAUCUUGGGUGCCUAUCUGGCGCGAACGCACUCCUGGGACAGCACGUUCCAAAGUGUCACCAUCAAGAACCUCACCCAUCUUGAUUUGGUGGAUACUCGGAUUUCGCAUGUCGUUCUGGCGCGUAUUGCACAUGCACACAACUUGCAGAGUCUGACGCUACACGGUACAUUCGAAGAGCCUACUUCGGCCUCUGUGGUGUUUGCGAGUGACCACAUAUUGGAGGGCAAACAUACAUUUUUACCUCACCUCGAGGCCUUCCGGUUCGUGCUAGUGGGUCACGAUGACGAACUGACUCUGUAUCAGAGCGUGACUCAAUUUCUGAGGAAGCGUACGGGGCUGAGAAAAUUGGAUUUAGGUAGCUGCCCGUGGGACUUGGUACUUGCCGUCUUGCCGGAACUGACGGGUCUGAGAGUGCUUGGAGUAAGGAUCGCGAACCUGAACGAGACAGCGGUCCAGGCCCUGGUGCGAAGUAUACCCCCAUAUAUGCACGCGAUUCGGUUGUCAACCGUCGUGUCGGACAAAUCAUUGAACGAGCAUUGCGGAUCUUUCUCCAAAUUCCCCUCCUUAUCGUUUCUCCACCUUCAUUGUGCUAAACAGCGGCCAAAGCCGAAUCUCAUGUGCGACAAGGAUUUCAAGGUGCAAACUGAUAUUUGGAACUCCUUGGCCCGGAGUGUCGCCAUCUCCUUGCCGUCCUUGGAUUUUGUUGGCUGGCAUGGGGAGCAUUAUGUGGUGGUGAGGAAUGAUGAUGGUGUGGAGUUGAAGGAGCUUCCGACCCGACGUCGACUGGAUUGUGGUAAAGGGGUCGAUCUGGGAGGAGAAGACGCGGCAUGGUUGGAGAGGAAGGAUGUCCCGAUGGACUAUGAAAUUCCUGGCCUAGAGUGA